Messenger RNA from Zasmidium cellare ATCC 36951, 1092 nucleotides. RefSeq lists its product as uncharacterized. The record is from RefSeq and is a predicted model, not a curated record. Bases 1 to 1092 code for a protein of 363 amino acids. The transcript has 4 exons. Lineage: Eukaryota; Fungi; Ascomycota; Dothideomycetes; Mycosphaerellales; Mycosphaerellaceae.
AUGUCCCUGCUCUUCUGGCCAAUGCUCUUCCUCCUCAUCACAGGCUACCUACUACCUUUCUCCGAAGACGCAACAGGCGGCAAUCACAACCUCCAUUACCUUUCUCCUGAAGCUCGACGAAGCAUUACUCCCUUCGGCAGUAUUACGAACAUACCCAAUCGCCAUACACCUUUGGGAGUGGCCGAUUCGAAGGAGAUGUACACCCUCUAUGUUCCAGGUGCAGGCUUUCUCUGGAGCGACGAAAUGGUGUGGGCACAGAGUGGACCAUGUUCAGAGGAGUAUGAAGUGGAGGGCUCGGAAAGGGUGUUUUUUGAGGAUCGUUUUGCGGAGAGGUAUCCUUGGAUUGUGGAGGUGAAGAAUCCGCUAGAGAGGAAGAAGAAGACUAAGAAAAGCCGGUCGAAAGUUGGGGUUAUUAAGUCAGGAAGUGAGGUGCAGAUCAAGAGUUGGACGAGUAACGAUUACCUCUGCCUCAUUCCUGGCGAACGAGUCACGAGUGAAGCUGGAUACUUUCCUGCCGACGAAGGCGAUGUGGAAGAAUCCACACAAGACACAAAGUCAGGAAGAACAGAAUUGCAGAGAAUCCGAGUUGGUAACCUUCCCACCCCCUGCGACUGGACUAUCUACUACGAUCCAUCCGAUGACAGCGGUGUCGUCUUCUACAAUUCAGACUACUCUUGUCGCUUAGCAACGACCUUUCGCUCCCUGUCCAACGAAGUCGCCACCAACGACACAGUCCAGCGGACUCUAAGAUCCGAAAUCGAAGCGAGCUGUACCGUCAACGCAAACGAUGCGAGUUCGAGUUUCCAUCUCAUCGAUGUUAGCCCAGUGACCAACCGACCUUCUUCACGCAAGGCACUCGCAAACCAUGGACCGUCCUUCCCGCAGCGAAGCUGGAUCGUCGUACGAGCACGGAAUGCUGUGAGCCAGUUCAGAAAUCGGUUUGCCGACAACAGCACCCCUAUGCCUCAGCUUGAGCGGCGGAAUUCUUCGUCUCAGCUCAACGAGUUCUUUGCGGUUACGGGUAUCGUCGGUCUACAUGGAUUGAUGGACUUUCUGUCGUUGUUUUUGGCUCCACGAAAUUGCAGUCGAUAG